AUGUCGACAAGGGGAAGUUGGUUCUUCCUGUCAAGUUUCCUCAUUUCGCUUCUGUCUGUCCUGCUUUCUUUUAGCCCCUCGCUGGCUUACUCACUAAAAAACUGCACUGCUGAUGACAAUCGGACUUGGGUUGAGUGCGCAGAUCGCGACCUUGCUUUCAUCCCUGAUGACAUUCCCAAAACAGCAGUAACUCUAGAUCUCCGCUUCAAUCACAUCUCAAAGAUAAACAGGACAGAUUUCAGCCGUCUCUCAAAACUCAGAUAUUUACAAAUUGGAAACAACUUGAUUUCUCACGUAGACAAUGGAGCUUUUGCAGACGUGGAGUUAGUAAACCUCGACAUGGGCUCAAACAACCUCAGCAAUGUGACGGACAACAUGUUUCAGGGACUAACCGAGUUAAUUUAUUUGUCCUUGGAGAAAAACCAAAUCACAUACAUCUCCCCGUUGGCCUUUCAGUCACUGAUCAGCUUACAGACGGUACAACUGACGUAUAACCACUUAAAUCAAAUGACCGAUAUCGUGCCACUCUUACAACUACCAAACUUAAACGACCUGCUCGCUGAUAGUAACUAUUUCACCUCCUUUCAGUCAGAUGAGCUGCUUUGUAAUACGUCAAACCUCAGGACACUGGCGAUAUUUACUGAUUCAAAGUUCAGCAUCACAAGGGACGUUUUCCCUCAUCUUCAGUCUAUCACUUUAGAUACUGGGAGUGGCCUGGAGUGGGAUGUCCCGGACCCGAUCUUUCUGAGGAACCUGACUACUUUUGGGCUAUUCGUAUCUAACGAUAGUCGUGAAAUGUACCAAGCGAUGCUGAAGAGUGCUGAGUCAGUGCAGGAUCUGUCAGUGUCGUUUUUUCACCACGAUCGAGAGAUAGAGCUGGUGGAUAUCGCGUGCCAAAGUCCUAAGCUGACAAAUCUUAGUUUGUUUAUAUCUCACACUGUAGGCAAGAACGAAACAUUUCUGCGGUCUUGCUCCCAACUUACUGAGCUGGAUUUAUCCCAUAAUAAUCUGGAAGAGCUGUCCGAGGCUUCCCUCAGAUCAGUGAAACAGCUCAGAAGCCUGGACUUAGCAAGUAAUGCCCUGUCUAGAGUGCCUCUGGGCGUCAGAGGACUCUCCUUGCUUGAAUUUCUGGAUCUGAGUUCAAAUGUCAUCGGCGAAUUAGGCUGCUCUGAUUUUCUAAAUCUGACAAGACUUGCACAACUCUAUCUCAAAAGCAAUCGCAUUUCGACACUCAAGGGAUGCGUUUUUCAAAACCUGAAUGAUUUGAAAGUGCUGAACGUUGGAGAAAACGGAGUUCAUGUACUUGUUGAUUUCUUCAAGUUGAAUUUACAGAAACUAGAAGUUUUAGAUUUGAACAUGAACAUUUUGAUGCAGCUCAAAACAGGAGACUUCAAAAAUAUGUCUUCCCUCAAAUCUCUGUAUUUAGAAUCAAGUAAAUUUUAUGUUGCCCAUAAGGGGGCUUAUGAUGGACUGAACAAUCUUCUCACGCUUUCUGUAACACAAUUUUUUGGUGACAUGGAUUCCAUUGCAAACGCUUUUAGAGGACUACAACGCCUGGAAAGUCUCAAAAUCCACCUCACAUCUUCAUAUGACAGCAAAAGUUCUCAACAAAAUAAUGAGACACAUUCUUCCAUUUCCCCAUUGGCUUUCUUGAAAAGCCUGCUGAUACAAAAUUAUGAUUGGCAUCAUCAAAUUUUACCUGAUUUUCUAAAAGGUCUGAAUUCUUUAGAUUACUUUGGGGCGGAGAGAUUCUUCACAGAGUCACCUCACCCGGACACAUUUAAAUACACUCCCCACCUGACAAGUCUUCACAUAUUUCAAAGUGAUCUGCAAGUCUUUAACCCUGAAGUGUUUCAGCCGAUCCCCAACCUGCAGUCUCUCGAUCUUUCCAAAAACAAGCUCAGAUCCUUGGAUUUUCUCGCCAAGGCGAACCUCUCGGCUCUUAGGGUGUUGACAGUAAGAGACAAUGCCUUGACAGUGAUCGACGAGGUGGUCAUCCAGUCUCUUCCUGCACUAACGUACCUGGAUCUGACUGGUAACCCUUUCACUUGUAGCUGCUCAAAUGCUGGUUUUAUCCAGUGGGUGAAAAAUAACAACCAAACGCAGGCUGUUAACGCCUACCAGUACCCAUGUAUCUUUCCUGUGGCUGAACAAGGAAACAAGUUGCUAGACUUUGACGUCCAGUCCUGCUGGAUG
Messenger RNA from Plectropomus leopardus (leopard coralgrouper), 2196 nucleotides. NCBI's taxonomy places the organism in Eukaryota, Metazoa, Chordata, Actinopteri, Perciformes, Serranidae. The record is from RefSeq and is a predicted model, not a curated record.